AAGCUAGAUAUGGGUGGUGAUCGAGACGACUGUAAAGUCUAUGUUGGAAAUCUGCCAGACUAUGUGAGGAGCAGAGAUUUGGAGGACGUGUUCUACAAGUACGGGAAGAUUGUUGAUGUUGAUAUUCAUAGUACUCGUGGUGGUGGUGCUCCUUUUGCAUUCGUUCUCUUUGAUGACGACAGAGACGCAGACGAUGCUAUCCGAGCGAGGAACGGAUACGAUUUCGAAGGAUACAGACUGAGAGUAGAACGCUGCAGAGGCGGACGUGACCGAGACAGAUCACCUCCCCGGUCAGGAGGAGGAUCAUCUUACUACAGAGGUCGAGGACGUGGUGGUGGUGGUGGUGGUGGUGGAGAUCGAGGUGGCAGACACCCCAACAUCCCCAGACGCUCUGAGUAUCGCGUCAAAGUCGGAGGACUGCCACCCACUGGCAGCUGGCAGGACAUCAAGGACCAUCUCCGUGAGGCUGGUGACGUGUAUUACGCUGAAGUGUACGGUGACGGAUCAGGAAUUGUCGAGUUCGCUCGACAGAAAGACGUGGAUACAGCCGUUGAGAAACUCGACAACACCAAGUUCAAGUCUCACGAGGGAGAAACUACCUACAUCACAGUGACAGAAGACACAUCUGGAGGCGGUGGAGGAGGCGGUAGUUCCCGCAGAUCCCGCUCCCGUUCACCCCGCAAAUCCUACAGUCGCAGUCCCAAACGUGGUCGCUCCUACUCCCGCUCCCGCAGCCGAUCUCGAGGUCGCUCUCGCAGCCGAACACCUUACUAAACACCAGGAACUUUUUAUUCGGGGAAAACUGUUUUCAGGGGAAUUUCUCAGCAAGGAACACUUUUUGGAGUUAAGGAAGGAACGGAUCUAGGUGGGUUUAGUUGUCCUGCUCUUAUGUUGCUACUACUGAUUAAUUAAUUAAUUAGUUAAUCAGUAUAUUAAAAUGUUACCAUUAUAUACAAUAGCUAUUAGGUAUUAUGUUUGCGCAAAUGUCAAAUCGCAGUAGCUAUCUUAUACAUUCGCUAGCCCAUAUAUAAUGUGCGAUUUUGUCCUAGAUACCCCUGCUUUGCUGGCGUGCUAUGAUUGUAGCACGCAUGUUCAGGAAAAUGGAAAUUCAACAUUUAAAAUAUCCCAACGCACACUUUUGUUUUUGGAGUGUAGUUGUUGCUGAUACAUAAUAAAUUGUAAUUCUUUUCGCAUGUCUUCGUAGUGUUCAACGGGCUCAAUCGGUUGCAUAAUAUCAAAAAAAGGCGGUCUUAGUUAGGUUAAAAAAGCGGCGUGGUCUGUACUUUUCGUAUCGAAAAGUUUGCCUUCAGGCUUCAAGAGGUGGUAAAUUCUUCAAAUAUUGCAAAAUUGCUAAUAGGGUAUUUUUUGUUUACCUUUUUGGAGGUCUUGCGGCAUCAAUUUAAGUGUGGCCAUUUAUGCGAAUUUUGGGCAUAUUUCGUAACUACCAUUCCACCCCGUUUGCGUUGCAAAUAUCCUUUUUCUCGAAUCUAAUACUAAUAUUUGUAGCCGGCUCGAGGACAUCGAAGGAUGGACCCCCUUGAUCUUGAUGUCCUUUGAGGAACUUUAAAGCCGCCCUAGGAGCCCAUAAUUGAUGUCCAAAUGAUGUCCCCAAAGGAGCCUAAAAUGAUGCUCAAUUCUAGGAUUCCGUUUAGAUGUUCGAUGCCCUGCAUUCAAACCCGUGAUAGGAUAAGGAUUCGGGAUAGGAUAUCUCCUCUCUCCGGAGAGGAAGGGGCUAACCAACCAUCUUCAGGAAGUAUUUUGUGUUCUGUAUGAGGCUGACAAAUGUUUCACUUUACAUACGAUCUAAGCACAUUUUAUCUUGAUUAGUGUUAUAUUUUCAAUAUUGAAGUUAA
This is a messenger RNA of Bolinopsis microptera, 1853 nucleotides long. Its product is annotated as serine/arginine-rich splicing factor 1B-like. Gene Ontology annotation, molecular function: mRNA binding. Lineage: Eukaryota; Metazoa; Ctenophora; Tentaculata; Lobata; Bolinopsidae. The transcript is spliced from 4 exons. Gene Ontology annotation, cellular component: cytoplasm; nucleus. The record is from RefSeq and is a predicted model, not a curated record. Bases 10 to 774 code for a protein of 254 amino acids.